Messenger RNA from Pisolithus orientalis, 2481 nucleotides. Its product is annotated as nitrogen permease regulator of amino acid transport activity 3-domain-containing protein. The record is from RefSeq and is a predicted model, not a curated record. Bases 120 to 2363 code for a protein of 747 amino acids. The transcript is spliced from 7 exons. Gene Ontology annotation, biological process: TORC1 signaling; positive regulation of autophagy; negative regulation of TORC1 signaling. Gene Ontology annotation, cellular component: GATOR1 complex. NCBI's taxonomy places the organism in Eukaryota, Fungi, Basidiomycota, Agaricomycetes, Boletales, Pisolithaceae.
CACUGACGCACUGUCUUUUCAUGACAGAACCGCCUAUUCUAACACCUGGACAUCACGGUCGACGAAGCCAAGGAAAAUAGCUCUCCUCCGGUACUACUCUCAGGCAACCUUCCUCUUCCAUGGCACAGACUCUCCUGGCCUUUCUUCUCGUCAAUUCAUCCGCCAAAGGACCCAAUCUCGUCUUCAGAUGGCCACCCAACCCAGAGACAACUUCUCGCCUUUCCCGUCCACUCCCAUCCGAGGAUAGACUUGAACUGGACAAUCCAUGGAGGGCUGCUAAUCACAACGACUCUCCCCCGAACACCGUCGAAGGCAAUGGCGAAGCAGUGGCUACAGCCGCAGAGGACUAUCAGUGGAAAUCCCCUUCUGUCAUCCGGGACAGGUCUAGAUCUUUCCCCCGCACCACAUCUCUCCCUACCUCCGCAGUUAACGCAUUAUCUGAAGAGCGCCUUUUCGAUGAUGACGAACUCGCAGAAGAUCCAACAGACGAAAAGUACCACAGGAUUUUUGAUUACUCUACUCAAUUCUUGGCUGGCAUGCUGUGCCCGAAGACUUCUCUCUGUCAUCAGAAGUUCGACCUUGUAAUUGAUGACCUACUGUUCAUAGGCCACCCAGUCUGUGUCAAUGACGAUGGUCGCUGGCAGUUCAAACGAGAGAAGAGCUCGUCCGGUUCCAGGGGAAGAAGCUCUAUCAACCGUGAGUCGAUGGAUGACAUCAAGUCCGAGGCGUCCACUCGUGCAUAUUCACCUACCAGAGACAACGAGAGUUCGUGGCUGCACAUGUUUCAUUUUGUGCUUGUUCUGGACUUACCUGAUCCGUCGUCGUCUGCCUCUGAAAAUAUGUCGAAGUACUUCGACACCAUGUAUAAGCAAAUUGCGUUUACCAUCACCGCAGUGCUGUUCCAAGAACAAGUCCUCUCCAAUUUCGUUGAGCUGGAGUGUGAUGUCCUAGGGUCUUUGGAAGCAGAGUACAUCGCAAAAGGGGAACCGUUUUCUGCAUUCGUGUCACAGGCUCUCGAGGUCUCCUCCAUUGCAUCCGUUAUGAGGGCGCUCUUCGAUGCCGUCAAAUCAUCUACCAUGGCAUACAUCACUCUCAACAAUAUUCCUCUUGAGCUACAACUUCCUCCCUUUUUAGACCAUCUCCUUCACAGCGAAGAAGAGUACGAACUUGAUUUCGUGGAUCCACAAGAAGACGAAGAUGAGGCGCGACUGUGGGGUUGUGAUUUGAGCUUCGGUUGGCGUCUCCCGAGUCUUGCACCUUGGAAGAGUCUACUUCUUUUGGAGGGAGAUCAGGAGCUGGAUCCGUACAUCAACCUGUGCGGUCCACACGUCAGCCCUGAUGAGAGGGACCAUGCAGAAGGAUUGGUCAAGUUUCUGGAAGUAGCAUCCGUUACACUCUCCCUCUCGGAUAUGGCCGAUCUAUUGGGAUGGAAUUUGGAGACACAAAUCUAUCCGACGGUGCGGUGGCUUGUUCACCACCGACGAGCAAAAGUCGUUGAUACCAUCCACGCGGACCUAAAGACUAUAUUCACUAUACCACCCAAGUUUGUUGCACCGUUAUGUACGCUCUCUGCAGAAUUCAAACGUGACUUUCCUCAGCCCGAGAUACCUCCCCUUCCCUCUCUUUUAGCAAGUAUCUCUGAGGCGAGCUCUAGGCAGAGCGACAACCACUUUUUCGCGGUAGUGGUGCGCUCAAAGGAGCUGAUCCCUCUUUACCACGAGGUUGUAAUUUGGUUGCUUAAGCGCGACAUGUUGUUCACACUUCAUCUUCGCAUUCGGAUCGUCGCUACUACCGAACUCAAAGCUCGCGUACGUCAAGCUCACGAAUACAAGUUAGAACGCUCAAGGGGGCAGCGACACCACGAUAGGAUAGGAAGUAGCCUUCGUCUUCGUGACCAAGACCCUACUUUCUACGAUGUUAACACUAGAAGGCCAGGCUCCGCGUGGUUUCCCUUACCGCCGCGGGGAGCCCAUCGUUUUUCCAGGCGUAUGCCAUCUGCCGAGUCGGAAUCGAGUAGAGUAAGCGAGACUUCCUUGCGGCACGUCGGUGAAGAAGAUGAAGAGGUUAUCACGGAUGAGUCUGACGAUGAGAACAUAGCCUGGGGGUCACCAGAAGACACGCUCUGGCCGUCUCUCAUCAGCGAUCCGGGAACAGCAUCUCCUUUAGAACGUAGAUGGCUCGCUGCAAUGUCCGAAAGUAAAGAUGAGCAUAUUGCCAGACGGUUUGAACGAAUCAACCAGUAUUUCGAUGGCAAAAGUACAGAUGAUGAGAUACUUUACCGCGCAGAAAUAUCGAGGAAGCAACUUCGUGAAGUCUUGCACCAUUACGACGAAUAUUUACAAACAUUCUUGCACCCAGCGUAACGCCUCGUCACCUCAUUUGGAAGCAUUGAACGAGCAUCAUGUGCGCGUUGCAGCGCAUAUGCUGCCCUGAGUUUACAGGCACACGGAAAAGUCUGCCUUCCUCUGAGUGUCUGUCGAA